Messenger RNA from Cryptomeria japonica (Japanese cedar), 1368 nucleotides. RefSeq lists its product as uncharacterized. Bases 1 to 1368 code for a protein of 455 amino acids. Lineage: Eukaryota; Viridiplantae; Streptophyta; Pinopsida; Cupressales; Cupressaceae. The record is from RefSeq and is a predicted model, not a curated record. The transcript is spliced from 4 exons. Gene Ontology annotation, molecular function: nucleic acid binding; RNA-DNA hybrid ribonuclease activity.
AUGCCGCUCUUUACUAGAGAAGGAAAGUUGGAUAUGUGGAAAGGGUUGCUUGAUGGUUGUAAAGCUAAGAUGGAGGGCUGGAAGAGUAAGUGGCUUUCUUUGGCUGGGCGCAUCCUAAUGUUAAAGAUAGUUGUUUCGGCUAUGCCUAUUUUCCCAAUGGCUUGCUUCAAACUCCCAGCCUCUAUCAUCAAGAAUAUGCAGCAAAAGAUGAGGAAGUUUUUGUGGAAUGGUAACCAAGAUCAGGAUAAAGUUCCGCUCAUGGCUUGGGACAGAGUUUGUAAACCCAAAGGUGGGGGAGGGGUGGGACUCCGUGAUUGGAAGAUUAUUAAUGAGGCCAUGGGAGCUAAGUUGGUUUGGCAAAUGUAUAGUAAACUGGAACAGAGAUGGGCCAAAAUUCUACAAGCUAAGUAUUUGGAUAGUAGGGAAAAGGAAAGGAUCCUAACAGUGAGAAAUCCCCCAAGAGGGUCAGCUUUGUGGAAUUUUUUGAGAAGGAGCUGGAAAGACCCUCAGGUUUUAAAUUUGGGGGAAGAUUGGGAAAGAUAUCUAAGCAAGAUCUCGGGUAAUCGUGAGGUUUUAUUCUUGAAGGAGGAGGAUGAAAUCAUCUGGUGUGGGUCAAAGAGCGGCUGCUACUCAGUGAAAGUGGGAAUCACUCUUUUGGAAAGAGAUGCCAAGUCAAAGGAGUGGGAAUCUAAGAUUUGCUGGAACAAUGUGUGCCUUCUGAAAGCUGGAGCUUUUGCGUGGCUGGCUGGCAAUAAGUGGAUUCUUUCUGGAGAUCACCUAAAUAAAAUGGGGUUUGCAGGUCCUUUUCACUAUGUUCUAUGUGAAAAGGCUGAGGAGGAUGUGGAUCAUCUUUUUCUAAAUUGUGAUUUUUCUCAGAAGGCGUGGCUUUUUGGGAGUAAGGGCAAUCCAACCCUAGAGUGGACUCCACCUGAGAAGGGGUGGACUAAGAUUAAUUUUGACAGAGCAUCAAGGGGCAAUCUAGGACCCUCGGGUGUUGGGGUGAUUGCUCGAGAUGAUCGGGGAAACAUUCUGGCCAUUGCGGCCAAGAGAUUGUUGGAUGGGUCGAACAAUGUUACUGAAUGUCAAGCUGCAUUGGAUGUAAUCCUUAUGGCUAGGAAAUUGGGAGUCAAGAAACUUCAUUUAGAAGGUGAUUCUCAAGUUGUGGUGGGGUCAAAUGAGGAAGUGCAAUGGAUCUCUUCCCUAGUUUUACGACCCAAAUGGGUAGGAGGCUUGCAGGAUGUGGUGGCCCGUUCUGUAAUUGGUGUGGGGCUGAGGAUGGCGGAGGGACCAAGCAGGAGGAUUGGAGUGGAUGUUGGGGAGUUGCAGCAUUUUGUAGUCUGGUCAGCUUCUCGGCCAAUCGCUUUGUAG